This is a messenger RNA of Brassicogethes aeneus, 1718 nucleotides long. Lineage: Eukaryota; Metazoa; Arthropoda; Insecta; Coleoptera; Nitidulidae. The record is from the annotation of a GenBank genome assembly.
GCCCACUUAAACACAAUCUGUGGUUUUGCAUGUCAACAAGUUGUUUUCAAAAUAAAACAACAUUUAUUUCUUAUACUUUGAUUCGUUGGAAGUGUUACAUUUUGUCAGGUUAGAUGGCCAACGAAACGAUGAAUCAGUUUACUGAUGAUCUUUUAAAAGAGAAAAUAUUCCACUGCCAGAUUUGCGGUGAACUUUGCACGUCCGAUAUUUUCCUGGUCAAAGGUAAAGGAAAUGUGUGUGCAAACUGUUUGAAAGAAAAGUGCCAAAAGGAAAUGAAAUCCAAGGCAAUAUUGAACUCGGCUCUCAUGUUAAUUAUAGCCAAGCUGAUAUUGCCGUGCAAGUUUCAAUCCAAGGGCUGCGAAAAAAGGGUGUCAUCCAAAAAAUAUUCCAAGCACAUUAGUAGUUGCGAUUUUAAGAUGAAGCCGUGUCCGAUGAAAAAUCUGGAAGGUUGUGAUUGGUGUGGGAGCACUUCUGAAUUUAGCGGACAUUUCUUAAAAAAUCAUCAUGAUAAAGUUAUUAAAAGUGUAAACAAUAUUUUUAAAGUUGAAACGUCCUUGUCGGAACCUUUCAACGUAAAGAUGUUAUCCGACGAUUACCAAAGCUGUCUUUUAAAGACUUCAAUCGUUGAUAAUAAAUUUUAUUAUUCUUUAAAUCCACUUGAUAAAAACGACGAAAAUACGGAAUAUUCAGUGGUGCACAAAAGUAUUCAAACACCAAACCAUUCAGUAAAAACCGUCGGUACACUUACCAAACUGAACGGUUUUUAUAAUGAAGAAAAUAUGAAUAUUAACCCCAACGCGACUGCGGUAGACAUCGACUCACUGAAACAUCUUGCAGACGCAAAAAAUAUGAUUUCGAACGAGUUUAAUUUAAAUCCCAAAGGGAUAGAUGAGGAUAUGCUGAAAUUGUUGGAAUGUCCCGUAUGUAUGAGCGUGAUGAGACCUCCGAUAUAUCAGUGCAAUCGUGGACAUAGCAUUUGCAUCGUAUGUCGCGGAGAAGUAAGUGCAUGUCCUACAUGCCAGGGAGAAUGGACCAAUGUUAGGAACUUCUUUAUGGAGAAUUUCACAACCAAUGUAAAAUAUCCCUGCAAGUUUAAGAAAUAUGGGUGCAAAGAAAACGCAGUCGAAGGUGAUAUUAAGAAGCAUGAAGAAAUGUGUUUCUGGAAUACUAAUCCGUUGGGAUUUAAAAAUAUUGCCAUUAAAGAACAGACAAUUGCAAGCGUUGGCAAUCAACAAAUAAGUACACCGGUCAAGUUUAACCCGGUUACCGACACUGAUUCUACCGUUCUAAACGGUCAAAUUUGCACUAUCAACACCAAAAACCACAGCAUUACUUGCAUGAACGAAUACGCGGCAAAAUCUUUCGAAGAAUUGAGGUGGGAGGACUACCAGGACAAAAGAAAAGGUUGUUAAAUUUUUUAACCUUCCACUCAUAAACCUUGAGUCGUAGUAAAGUUAAAAAAUUAUGGCCAAAAUUGAUUUUUGCAUUCAUAUUUGUUGAUUUCACUUUCUAAAGCGCUAAAAUGACCCAAAACUGUAAAAAAUAAUAAAGAAAACCGGUUUUUUUUUAUUAUUCAGUUCCACAACAAGGUUUCCGGUUCGGUUUGGCGACGUCUUUUGGUGGCGCGCCCCUUUCCUCUGCAGUGCCGAGAAUUUUUCUCUUCGCCAAACGUUCGGUAUGAUGUUUGUCAACAAACCGUACUAAAUAUACCUAUAGGU